AUGGGCCGCUGCUCGCAGCAAGGCGACGCGAAGGCGAAGGCGGCGAAGGCUGCCCACCCCGGCAAGGGCCGCGCGGAGAAGAAGGCGAAACAGGGCGAGAAAAAAGAAGAAAGAACGUGCCUGUAUGCCUUGCUGGGCGUCGAGCCGACGGCCUCUCAGAGCGAAAUCACAAAGGCAUACCGCAGCCUCGCGCUGCUGCUCCAUCCCGACAAGGUCGCGCAUCGCCUGGAGCAGCAAGCGGCGAGCGAGGAGACAAAGGACAAAAAGAGCUUCGAACAGCUCAAGGAAGAAGCCACGAAACACUUCCAAGAACUCCAGGCUGCCUACGAAGUCCUGAAAGACCCCAAAAAACGGAAAAUCUACGACGAAACAGGCAGCACCGGUGAAGAGACAGAGUCGUUCGAGGAAGCCUACUCGUACUACCGCCGCGUCUUCCCAGAGUUUGACUUCGCGGACAUCGACAGCUACCGCGAACAGUACCUCGAGAGCGAGGAAGAAAUCCAAGAUAUACUCGACUUCUGUGACAGGUUCGACGGCGACCUGACGCACUUCUUCGAGUACAUUCCCUUCAGCGACAAAGACAGCUUGCCGCGCUACAUUCGCAUUCUCGACGACUUGGUUCAGACGAAGAGAGUGAAGCGGAGCAAAAAAUUUAAAGACACCUUCGAGCUCCUGGAGGCGCAGGCGGAGAAGCUGGCGGCCCUCGUCGAGAAGGAGAGCAAGCAGCUGCUGAAGAAAAACGCCAAAAAGAAGAAGGACGACGACUUCGAGAGUCUGGUGUUAGCUAUCGAGAGCAACCGCAAGAAGCGGGCGAAGGGCGCGGAGGCGUUUUUUGCGCAACUUGAAGCCAAGUACGGGGACAUGGACUCAGACGAGGAGCUCAUGCUGCCGCGUGCAAAGGGGAAGAAGAAGGAGCAGAGCGGUAGCAAGCGCAGGCGAAAGAACUAG
Molecule: messenger RNA, 948 nt
Organism: Besnoitia besnoiti
Lineage: Eukaryota; Apicomplexa; Conoidasida; Eucoccidiorida; Sarcocystidae
Product: DnaJ domain-containing protein
Exons: 6
Coding region: 1-948 (315 amino acids)
Cellular component (GO): cytoplasm; nucleus
Molecular function (GO): heat shock protein binding
Source: RefSeq, a predicted model, not a curated record